Messenger RNA from Paralichthys olivaceus (Japanese flounder), 7651 nucleotides. The record is from RefSeq and is a predicted model, not a curated record. Lineage: Eukaryota; Metazoa; Chordata; Actinopteri; Pleuronectiformes; Paralichthyidae.
UUUUUAAUUUAUAUAAAAUUUUGCGAAUCAAAAUAUGUUUUCAGUGGUAAACCACAUUUUCCAAACGCGGUUCCCUGAUGGAUUUUGACCCCUGCCGACCGCCGUGGACUUUUGACAGCUGCACCAGGUAAACAUGGCCGAACAGAGCCUGAUUGACAGCGAAGAGGAAAAUAUUUUAUACGACUUACUGGUUAUUACUGAAUGGCCGCCAGAGACGGACACUCAGGUGCGAGGCAACAAGGAGCACAACACUUCCCUCGUUGCUAAAGCUGUGACAGGGCCGUUCCGCUUAAUUCUGCACUACUUAUGUAAUGGCAAACUCUUGGCAGUGGUUCAGGACCAGUGUGUGGAGAUUAGGUCUGUGAGAGAUGACUUUGGUUCAGUCAUAGGGAAGUGCCAGGUGCCAAAGGACCCAAACCCCCAGUGGCGGAGAGUGGCAUGGAGCCAUGACUGCACCCUGCUGGCCUACGGGGACAGCACUGGCACUGUGCGCCUGUUUGACCUCAUUGGCAGCGAGCUGUUUGUCAUCCCGCCGGUGCUGAGUUUUCCAGGGGAUUUCAGCUGCGCAGUAGCAGGUCUGAUCUUCUUGGAGUACACAGCAAGUGCCCAGUGGUCAGCAGAGCUACUUGUUAUCACAUAUGGUGGUGCUCUCAAGAGCUAUCUAGUCAGUGUGGGAACCAAUCAGAACUUUCAGGAGAACCACAGCUUCAGUUUCUCUGCCCACUACUCCCAUGGCAUCACUUCGGCUAUUUACCACCCGGGCCACCGAUUGCUGCUGGUGGGAGGCUGUGAGUCUGGGGAUGACAGUACGUCCAAGGCCUCCUGCCGUGGCAUCACAGCCUGGAGGACUCUCUCCGGCUCGCCGCACUACAAGCAGGUCACCAGCUAUGAGGACGAUGUCAAUCCAAAUCAGAAGAGAGGUUUCUUUAGGAUUCCCAGCUUCAGAUUCUUUCCAAGACAGGGGGAUGAAAAGGAUGGCGUAUUCCGCAUGAGCCUGAGCCCCGAUGGCACCCUCCUGGCCGUCAUCCACUUCUCUGGCCGCCUGUCUCUCUGGGACGUCCCCUCGCUCAAACAGAGGGCCACAUGGAGCCAGGACCAACAGCCAGGAUUUGAAGAGAUAAACCCCGAGUGGAAGACAUCGCUGGAGAGAAGGAAGAAGAUAAAAGAUAAGGAGCAGUAUUACCCGCUGGUGGAUGUGAGCUGGUGGAGUGACAACGUGUUGAUUAUGGCUCGCUGCUCAGGCUCUGUCACCGUCUCAUCUGUCAGGACACUCUGCAACCUCCUGGGCAAAUCCUGCGAAUGGUUCGAGCCUUCGCCUCGAGUCACUGCCGCGCAUGACGGGGGCUUCCUCAGCCUGGAGUGCGAGGUGAAGCUCGCCCAGAAGCGUGCGCGUCUGGAGAGCAACCUGAGUGCUGGGGCAAGCGAGGAUGAAGAGGGCGACGAUGGAGGGGACUCCGACUCAGACGAAGAGUCCUCAGCCAAAGCCCGCUACUUUGGCUACAUCAAGCAGGGUCUGUAUUAUGUGACUGAGAUGGAGCGCUUUGCCCCGCCACGCAAGCGCCCCCGCACCGUUGUCAAGAACUACCGUCUGGUCAGCCUGAGGUCAACGACGCCAGAGGAACUGUACCAGAGGAAGAUUGACAAUGAGGAAUAUGGUGAAGCCCUUUCUCUUGCCCACGCGUAUAAUCUAGAUUCUGAUCUGGUCUACCAGAGACAGUGGAGGAAAAGUACCGUCAGCAUCGCCUCCAUCCAGGAUUAUCUGAGCAAGAUCCGCAAGCGGUCUUGGGUGCUGCAUGAGUGUGUGGAACGCGUCCCAGAGAAUGUUGAUGCUGCCAAGGAGCUGCUGCAGUAUGGCCUGAAGGGAACUGACCUUGAGGCCCUGAUAGCCAUAGGGAACAAAGAGGAUGGGGGCAGGUUUAUCAUGCCAGGCGAUGUUGACCUCGAUGACCUCCCUUACGAAGACAUCCUGUCGGAUGAUGAGGAGUUGGAGAAUAAGAAGGAGAGGGAGAACAGGAAGAGACAAGAACUGCUUGCCAAGGUGGACUUUAGCAGGCUUACUCUGGAGCAGAAGGAGCUGUGUCGGAGCCGACUGAAGCUUCUCUCCUACCUGGACCGGCUGGCUACAUAUGAGGUAAAAAUAGAGAGUAACGUGCAGGCUCUGGACAUCCUCUUCACUUACCAUGGAGCGGAUCUCCUCCAGCACCGACUAGCCCUCCUUAACAAUUUCCCAGAAACCACCUCUCCACACGAGUACACCAUCCUGCUGCCUGAGGCCUGUCUGGAUGACGAAGGCGAGUUGGUACUAAUUCCAUGGGAUGAGCAGAGACACAGAGAGAUGGACUGGUGCGAGGCAGAGGACUGCAGAGCGGUGCUGGAGCAGAACCUUUUUGAUGAUGACAGUUUCCUGUAUGAGGAGGUUCCAGAGCUGCUGAGGUUCCGCGCAGCCACACCCUCCAUCGAGCUGCUGACAGACUGGUAUCACAGCAGAGCCCAGGACAUCGACUCCUGCUCCAGACAGGUGGACUGCGCCCUGUCACUGGUGCGCCUGGGGAAGGAGCGGGAGAUCCCUGGGUUGACGCUGCUGUGUGAUGACUUGGUCACCAUGGAAACGCUUGUGUAUGAAACAUCAUGCGAAUUGAGUCUGACAUUUAAAGACCUGCAGCAGUUAAGUGACAUCGAUAAGCUCCGCCUGCUCAUGAAAAAUUCUAGCACCGAGCGCUACGUGAAAGACGCUUUCCAGUGGAUGGUGCCGUUCCUGCACCGCUGUGAGGGACAGAGAGAGGGCGCUGCUAAGUGUCUGCUCAGAGAAUACCUGGUCAGCCUGGCCCAGCGAGACCUCGCGCUGCCCCUCGUCGUCUUCCAGCACUCCAAACCUGACUGCCAGCAGAAGAUCAUCGGGGACCCGGACCAGCUGAUGGUGGUCGCUCUGGAGUGCAUCUACAGCUGUGAGCAAGAUGACCAGCUCAGCCUCUGUUAUGACAUCUUGGAGUGUCUGCCGCAGAGGGGCUACGGGCCGGAGACGGACAUCACAGCAUCACUCCACGAUCAGGUGGACAAACUUGAGAAGCAUCUCAGUGUGGUGGAGGUUCUUGAGAAGCACGGUCUGCAGAAGCCCAUCUCAUAUGUGAGGAACAGCCAGAACAGCGAAGAGGAAGCCCACCAGCUCAUGGUCAAACUGUGCCGCCACACUGGCCGCAAAAACCCUCCAGUGAGUGAGACGGUGUGGAGAGGGCUGAUGCAAGACCUGCUGGACAUGCAGCAGAACGUCUACACAUGUCUGAAACCAGAGAUAUGUCACCAGGUAUUUGUGGAAUCUCUGUUGUGCUCCAGCCGUGUGGAGAACGUGCGCCUGGCAGGGCAGCUCAUGCAUUGCUCGCAGGUCAGCCAAGAUGUUCCUGUCAGCUUGUCAUUCCGGGGCAAAGGUUACGCUCUGAAGGUGGCCUAUGACAACAGUGUGGAAUUAGUGUUGGCUGCCGCCAGAGAAUACUUCAACUCCUCCACAACGCUGACGGACCCCUGUAUGGGCCUGGCUAGGGCGUGUCUCCAACUGAUCUCGGACAGUCCUCCGGCUGUCCAGGAGGAACUGGACCUCAUCAGCGCUCUCGGCCAACUGGAGGACUUCAGUGUGAACAUCCUCCCGCUGCAAGGAGAUGACGAGGCCACACGAAAAGGCCAAGUGCUGACCCUGCUGGCUGAGCAAGCUCUCCAAUGUCCGGACUUCAAGACCUCUUACAUCCACUGUCAGGACCUCAUGGCUGCAGGUUACAGCCCAGCCUGGGAGGUGUGCAGUCUGCUCGGUCAGCAGGAAGGAUACUCGGACCUGGAGGCUCGGCAGGAGCUUUUAGCCUUCUCUCUCACCCACUGUCCCCCAGACAACAUCCACGGCCUCCUGGCUGCCUCUAGUGACCUGCAAACUCAGGUUUUGUACCAGGCAGUUAACUAUCAAAUGGAGCCUGUUAUCACCGAGAGUGGACGAGAGGCUGAUGAGACAGACUCUGUGAAGGCUUCUGCUCCAACUGUGGGGACCGCGGGGGACCUGCUGCACCGGACUACAGCCAAGACCAUGAAAGUGCUGACCACUACAGGACUGACCACGAAAGCUGUGCUGACCGCAGUCAGCGACCACCGCUGGUGGAAAGAAUCAAUCAACUACCUGCGGCCGUUGCACGGUCAAGACGCGGGGGCCACCAGUCAGGAAGGGGCGCGUGAGAACUCAAACCUGGAGCAUCAAGGCUGUAGUCCCUUUUAUCAGGAGCUCAUUGAGGACCCCUAUGCAGACCUGAGUCAAGAUGUGUAUUCAUCCUACAAAGACCUGCCCCAGGAAAACUUUGCUGAGGUUUUGCUGAGAACUGGGAAACUGGCCGAGGCCAAAACUGAAGGAAAAACCCUGUUUCCUGCUACAGAGGUUCUGCUGCAGCUGGCCAAUGAUGCAUUUCCCAGGGACAUGAUGCUGGCUCUGUCCUACUUACUGGCCCUGCCUCAGGUGUUGGAUGCAAACAAGUGCUUUGAGAAACAGUGUCACUCUGCCUUGUCGCUCCAGCUGGCGGCUUACUACUACUCCCUGCAGAUCUACUCCCGCCUUAAGCCCUGCCUCAAAGACAAAAACCACACUCUGUACCAGGCUGACCCCAAGGAGCUGAUUCGAUUGGUGACGCAGCACGUGUCUGCUUACUCGAGUUGGCCGGAGGAUCUGCAGAAGUUGAUAGGUCAGCUGCAUGUGUACAACGAGCGUCUUACUGACUUCACCCAGGCCCAGUUGUUGCAGGGGCUGGGCCGCGGCGUAGACGUCCAGCGCUUCAGCUCAGACUCCGACUACAAGAAGGAAACCAUUCUUGGCCUAACAGAGACUCUGGAUGACAGCGUGUACAGAAUCGCUCUGUCUCUGGCUAAGCGCUACAGUGUGCCUCUGUGGGAGGUCUACAUGACUCACCUUGAGUUCCUCUUUACAGAUAGCUGCCUUUCUACCAAGGAUAUUGAAUCCCGGAGCGAGUCCCUUCGUCUCUUUGACACUUUGAAGACUAACCCUCAGGCAUUCUAUGGCCACAUGACCAAGUACGUCCUGCCGACUGUGGAGGGAACUGACCUCGGCCGUUUGCUCUACUACUACACCCUCCUGGACACUGCAGGCUGUGAGCCUCACGUCACGACCACCAUCAAGCCAGACUCCCAUGUCAAAAUCCUUAAGAAGCUUCGAGCUGUCGCCAAUGGCUUAGAUUAUCGCAAGCUGACCGAUGAAUCCUUGGAUCCGCUGGUCACUCUGAAGUCAGUUCUGACCAGUCAGAACGUACUGUCCAUCUCCAAACUCGCCAAUCGUCUGCCUGUGCCUGGUGGCGGAGGAGCAACGGUGUCCCCCAGUGCAGUCCAUUCAGUGUGGCUGCAGAAGCUGUUUUGGAAAGGAGACCCCCAAUUGCUGAAGAGGCCCCCACAGAGCGACCAAGACUACCUGCAGGCUUACGACACCUGUGCCAAGUAUCUGGACAGGCUGGUCCCUGCUGACAUGGUUCACCUCCUUGAUAAUAUCACCUUUUCACCUGACGCAGCCAAAAUUCUGAGCAUCCAGGCGAGGUCGGAGGUGAUAAAGCGAGCCACCAAGGCCCUGCGUCAGCUGGCCGAGAAGAACCGGAAGAGAGGAGGCGAUGGUGGUGGGGAGCACGAGGGGACGGGCCCAGCGGGGAUGACUUUUGAUGAGGCUCUAGCACACCUGCAGCAAUCUCAGGCCCACCUGGACACUCUGAGCCAUGAUUUCAUUCUGUCGUUCAGAGACAGCCAGCAGGAACAGCUCCAGAGUUACAGUCAACUUUAUGAUUUGUCUCGGUCCGAGAGGUCAAAAGUACAUGAGCUGGCGGUCACCAUGGCAACUGAUGGACAGCCUCUGGAGUGCAUUGGGAAGCUUCUGUGCGUUGCUGUUGGGCCCCUAGACCUGUCCGUCAAAACUGUGCUUCAUGAUGGUGUGGCGAGAGUCGUGGCUGCGCUCAGUGGAGACCCAGACGCCCUCUCAAAUUACUCACAGCCCCUCAGGGUCCUGGAGGCCAUGGUCACCACUGUGCACAACAAUGUCCAGAGUGGUGACAGCACGGUGACCUCAGACGACCUCCUGGCUUGGCUGCGUCCGUUCUGCGGGGACUCCUCGCUCCCCGUGCGGCCUCGGAUUGAUGUGCUUCAGAUCCUGGAGAGUAACUUCAGCCUGCGAGACAGCGAUGUCCGUCUUCUCCUGCUCUACAGGACGCAGGCUGUUCUCAAAGACAGAGAGGUCCAGAUAGAAGACGUAGAGAAUGAGGACAAGCGAUACACUCUCUUUCUGGAGCUGCUGGACGCUGCUCAGAAGUGGGAGGACUUUCAGCUGCUCAUGCUUCUCCUCCAAGCAUGGCCACCGAUGUUGAAAGAGGAUGUAUCAGAGUCGGAGCGUAACCCCUGGGUUGUGCUGACCUCGGCCCUGCUGACCCGGUGCCAGGGGUCAGGGGUCAAUUUAGACCUGGGUCAGCAGAUAGUCACCAUGGUGCGGACUCUCUACAACACCAAGCACAAGCUCCCUGUUCAGUGUAUCAGACACAUAGCCACCCUACUGCUCCAGAACCAGCCGAGCCUGCAGCAGCCCGCUCUCAAGCUGAUGGCUGAAAGCGGCGAUGAGGAACUGCUGAAGCUGACUCUGGAUCAGAUCAACAGCAUGACACCGGAGACGGCUUCCUCCAGCGAUGCCGAGCUCCUGUCACUGCUCCUGGAUGCCGGGCUCCUGGUGGGCUGCGUCUCCUCGGCCCUGUACCCCCUGCUCAGUUCCCACAUGCUGUCCCACCAGCAGGAGGGGGGCUGGGACGUGGAGAAGGCCGCAGCUGAGCUGAUGGCGGCGGGCCACAGGCCCGAGGCGGGCUCCCUGCUGAUGGCUCACCACGGAACACACCAGGCCCAGUUCACCUUCAACUCUGCCUUGGCUGUUCUCCGGAAGUGGCUGUGAGGGGGGAGUGAAGCAGGAGGUGAGGGGGCAGUUUGGACCACGGCCACGGACCACUGUGAUGAAACAGAUUUAUAGAAGAAGAGCCGGAUGGCGUUGAGAGAGUUGGAUUGGAUUUAAGUGGAGAAUAGAAGCGAUGUGAGGCCGUGCCUCAGCAUUUGCUCUCAAGGUAUUAGACCAAAUACCUUUAAGAGUGAAACAUCCACUCGAUUACAAAGACACACAUUCAUAAAUACACAAACCUCUGCUGUCAUGAAUGAAUAUUCAGACAAAGCUGAUCAGAAAAUGCAUUUUUCUGUUGCAUACGUCCAUCCAUGCAUCCGUGCAUCUGAUUGUGCGAUGGAGUAAUUGUGCAGUAGCCGUGGAAACAGUGGGUGGAUAUUAGCCUAUUGUUCUGUGACAGGUUUGCCUGUUUGAGGUCCCAUUGUUUAACACCAUGCCUCUGCUCUAUUGUUUUCCCCCUAAUAAUGUCUAAUUAAUUCCUGCUAAACAAAUUAGCCCCGCAGCUGCCCCGCACCCCGUCUGUGCAAACGCACAAAUACUGUACACGAGCGCAGACACCCCGUCGUUAUCAUGUAGGGCUAAUGAUGAUGCGGACUAAUAGUAUUUGUGUGUGUUUACGCAUGCAGUGAUGCUGUCAGCUUGUUUCACUAUCAGGUUUUAGUCUGUUCCACCGUUCAGAGCUGAAAUAAAGACAAAUAAUAA